GCUUGAGCAAUAUUGAUACUAGUCACUUAACCUUGUUCAAUCCAUGUUUGAUUCAUGCCAUGAAACUUUCUGAGUUGGCUUUACCUCCCUGGUUUUCCAAUAUGGCUGUUCGUCAUAUCACCUACGGCAUCCUUAUAGGGUUUACCUUGUCUGUGACAUCAACGUCCAUAUCAUCAUAUUGGCGUUCUCGACGACGUCAAAGCCUCUCGCAGGAGCAAUUCGAGCUCCGGCCAAUUGAGCUGGGAAGUGAUGAGGUCCUACAUGGAGUCACUGGACUGAUAGGAAAUACCCCAUUGGUGAGGAUUAACUCGUUGAGUGAUGCUUUGGGAGUCGAGAUUCUUGGGAAAGCGGAGUUUAUGAAUCCUGGAGGGAGUGUCAAGGACCGCGUUGCUCUGCGCAUAAUCGAGGAUGCAGAGCGGCAAGGUUUGCUGUACCCUCACACUGGAUCCCGCAUCUUUGAAGGCACUGUUGGAUCUACUGGCAUCUCGAUAGCAACGAUCGCGAAAGCGAGGGGAUAUGAUACAACGAUUAUCAUGCCCGACGAUGUUGCUCUGGAGAAGGUGAAUGCGUUGCAGGCCCUUGGAGCUGAUGUCCGGCGUGUUCGUCCCGCGAGCAUCGUCGACAAAAAACAGUAUGUGAACAUCGCUAGGCGAGCAGCCAUCGAAUUCGGACGGUCAGAUAUAGUGAAAAAUUUGAACGACGCCCACAUCAGCCACGAGCUCCAGACAGGUUCUCCAUCUGUGGUAGUCACAACUACUUCAUCGCAUGUCCACGCAGAAGGCACCGUUGACGACCCACUGGAUGAGGAUCUGCUGAGCAAGCCGAGGGGCUUCUUCGCCGAUCAAUUCGAGAAUCGUAGUAAUUUUGAAGCCCAUUACGACGGGACUGGCCCAGAAAUCUGGCGUCAAACCAAUGGUCACGUUGAUGCAUUUGUAUCUGGAGCAGGGACAGGUGGAACGAUCGCAGGUAUUGGGCGAUUCCUCAAAUCGAUGGAUGACAAGGUACAGGUUGUCCUAGCGGACCCAGAAGGCAGUGGUCUCUAUAACAAGGUCAAGCAUGGUGUAAUGUACGACCGCAGAGAAGCUGAAGGCACUAAACGACGACAUCAAGUUGACACAGUAGUCGAGGGGAUAGGAAUCAACCGCAUGACGAACAACAUCGAUCUUGCGCUUCCGAUUAUAGAUGACGCGUUCCGGAUAACUGACGUCGAAGCGGUCGCCAUGUCUCGAUACCUCGUUCAAAAUGAUGGUCUAUUUCUAGGUUCGAGCAGUGCCUGCAAUCUGGUAGCAUGCAUCAAAUUUGCAAAGAAAAAGGGUUGGCGGGAAGGUCAAACACUUAUCACAAUCUUGUGUGACUCUGGUAACAGACAUUACUCCAAGUUCUGGAACGAUGAUUACUUGCACAAAGCUAAUAUCCCGAUGGACCGCAGUCUAAUUGAUGUUCUGAUCGCACAACCUGAUUCAGGAGGUUUUUCGCCUCAAUAAUGAAUCCACACGUUGCAUGGGGAUAAAAAUGUAUGCGAGUGCUACGGUACAAAUACUACUUGAUGACGCGAACAACUGGAUGGAGAUGUCCUUAAACGUUCUACCCGAUCGAGAAUCGUCGCUGCUUGAAGAGCAAUCGCAGCGAUUACAUCAUUGACCAUGUGCAUAGCGGGUAAGGCUUUCUGACAGUUGAGGGGCGGCAAGCUUCCGAUAGUGCCUUCUUGAGCGCGAAGGCCUACCCGGAAUCAAGAAGCGAAGCCCUACGGAUACAUCACCAUACAUUAAUGUCGUCUCCAUCUCUUGGGCUGUAUUUUGAAUGGUAUUUGUUUAUCCGUCAACCCUAUAAUCCACGAUUCUGCCGGCAGCACUAGAUUUACAGGACAUAUAAGCAAGCUAUCUUCCUACCGUGUCCCCCCACCCUCAGAGUCAUUAUUCCGAUCUCAUAUCACCUUGCACAAAUAAUGCGUUUCUCCUUUCUCG
Molecule: messenger RNA, 1964 nt
Organism: Suillus paluster
Lineage: Eukaryota; Fungi; Basidiomycota; Agaricomycetes; Boletales; Suillaceae
Product: tryptophan synthase beta subunit-like PLP-dependent enzyme
Exons: 16
Coding region: 60-1484 (474 amino acids)
Cellular component (GO): cytoplasm
Molecular function (GO): cysteine synthase activity
Source: RefSeq, a predicted model, not a curated record